AUGCUGCUGCUGGCGAGGCGGACGAUGAGUUUGCUGGGCUGGCGCGUGCAGCCGCUGUGGCCGCGCGCGACCAUGGCCAAGAGCCAGAGUGCUGCCGUGGCUGACGCAACGUCCGGAGUAAGUGCUGACUCGACUGAGCCUCGCGGUGGUCGCGGCGCGGUGGUGGGCAAGCCCCUCCCCCCAAGCGUCCCCUGCUGGGCCUCGCCGGGCCCCACCCCGCAGACGUCGCUGGAAAGGGCGACCGAGGCUGCAGCCGAUGCCUCGGAGCUCCGGGUGGCCGUCGUCGCAACAGCCCCCGUCUCUCCUGGCGCUGGCGCUGCUCUGGAGUUUGCGGCCGCCUCUGCAUAG
Messenger RNA from Prorocentrum cordatum, 348 nucleotides. The record is from the annotation of a GenBank genome assembly. Lineage: Eukaryota; Dinophyceae; Prorocentrales; Prorocentraceae.